GUCGCGAAGGGGCUUCGGCUCCGUUUUGUCGGGGGGCUCCGGGUUUAUUGCGCAGGAGGGAGGCGGCAGGCUGGGAUCCGGACCGAAUUGCAAACUGAGGUGGCCGAGUUGCAGAAACUCGCAUUCUGACCCCGCCUGGGGCCGCGUUCAGACGUGAGGGAGAGAAAGCGAGAGGGGACACCGAGGGAGGGGUAGGUAAGAGAGGAAGGAAGUGGCUUUUUCCCCUUCCCGCCGCAAUCAAGUCAAUCUUUGCUACAGUCACAGACCAGCAAGGUUUAGUUUUUUAUAGGAAAGAGAAAGUAGCCCACGAGGAGGCCUGUGUUCCCCACAUCUCAGAAGAAAAAGCAUUGGUGAGCAGCACUGCUGUGAAGGAUGAGCACAAAGAACCAAGAGCCAAGCCUGGAUCCGUCCCAUGCCGACCCAAGGGAGGAGAGGGAUCCACCCAGCAGAGCCGAGCAUCAAAGUUUGGACAGAGAUGAGCCCGAGGCAGCCGGCGAUGAUGCAGAAGGAGGAGGAGCCAAGCUUUCAGAGAUGUCUCAGCAAUCUGCCAAUCAGUGUCCAACCAGAAUGAGCUUGCCAGUAAAAUGUGAAGAAGAGCCAAAGACUGAGGCAGGCGUGGCAUCCUGUUCCUCAAAGGUGGCCGCGCCAUCUCCUAUGCCUUCCUUAGGAGAAGGGAAGGGGUCAAAGAGGAUGAUGGAGGACGAUGCCGAAGCCUUUAAAGAAAUGCCAGAUGUCUGCCAAGAUGCUCGGGGGCCAGGGAGGGCAAUGCUAUUGCCUGACCUCUUUGGAGACGCCCAGCAAGCUCACAGCAGCCUGGAGGCUGGCAGGGCCGGGGGCUGCGGCAAAGUGGAGCAAGCCGUCCCGUGCCUUUCCAACAUGGGCUCGGAGAACCAGCGGAAACGGUUCCGGGGCUUCGCGUACAAAGAGACUGAAGGCCCUCAGGUGGCUUACGAGCGGCUGCAGGAUCUCUUGUUCCAGUGGCUGCAACCGGAGGCCCGGAGCAAGGAGGAGAUUGUGGAGCAGCUGGUUCUCGAACAGUUCCUGAACCUCCUCCCGGAGGACGUUCAGCGCUGGGUUCGGGAGCGCCACCCCGAAAAUGGAGACGAGGCUGUGGCUCUGGCGGAAGACUACCAGUUUCUGCACCCGGAGCCUGGGAGGCGGCCGUACCCGGAAAGGGCAAGGCAGAGAGCUUCGGCGAGAAGUUGGCUUCGCUGAAGUCUCUUGAUCAGCAAGGAGAACUGGUUAUCGACUUGAGAGAAUCAAAGACCUAGUUUAACUACCAUGCCAGGGAGAAAUCUAGAUGGACCAGAAGUCAUGGGAAGCCAGAAACCACAACACAAUGUUACUGAGCACGAGAAGGACUUCACUGCCGGAAAGACCCAACCUGGAGGAAACCUACACCGCAUCUUAUAUUUUUCAGCCUCUAUUUUUGGGGGAUGGGGGGUGGGGGGGCAGUGGGAUCAAUACGACCAUGCUUAGGACUUGUUCCAUCCUACUUGUCUGUGGCACAGGGAUAGGUGGGAGGGAAGGCCAAGUGUGUUCUGUGGGGGCGGGGGGAGCUGAACUGUGGAAGGAGGAAGACUGGAAUGUACAGUUUACUUGCAGAUUCUGCAAGGAUAUGAAAAGGGUGAUCUUGAGAUGAAACAAGACCUAUUGAGGCGAAGGUUGAUCUCCCAGGCAUUUAAACUAGAUUUCCUUCAGAUUAUUUGUCUCCUCUCCUCUCCUUCAAACAGGCAAGCAAGUUCCCAGAAUGAUGUCCGCCUUUGAAUUUCCCCCCUUUCCUUGUUUUCAGGGGAUAGAAAGAGAGUGGCCUGGUCUCUCCCUUGGGGGAUGGAAGAAUUGGUUGAUGCAUGCUACCAGAGAGGCUCUGACAAGCCGUAUAUAUGCCCCAUCCCCAGACUUCCUGGGAAGAAAGGUAGCAAUGCGCUGUGUAACCAUUGCAAAUGUCCAAGGACCUGCCAUGCCUUUGUGACGUUAAGCAGCUCAGGCUGCCAUGACAUUCACAAUUUAUUUCCCUAUAUUGUUCUACUUGAUCUUACAGGAAGUCUCCUCUGCCAAACCUCACAUUCCUUGGAAUUACUGGCAUGGGAAUUCACCAUGCGAUUGGGCUAACUUACCUGGGACAUCCCAGUGCUACAGUACAAGGUUUCACCAUUUAGGUCACAGCCACAGUGUACAAAGCCAACCUGAGAGUAAUCUAUUGUUGCUAGCUGGGAGGCCUUUGCUUACGCCAAAGUGUGAAAACCUGCCCAGCGCUUCCAUCACAAGCCACAAACUUUCACAUUGAUGAUCACGAUUCAUUAUGUUAGACACUGACAUUGUGGAAGAGAUUCAGAGCCUGGAGGUCUUAUUUCUGAGCCAAAUCACUUGAUUUCUGUACUAGUUGUUGGCUGAAUGUCAAGAUGCCUUUUAGAUACUUUACACUUUCCCCCCCUUUCUGAACAGCAGCCCAGAAAUCAAACAGAAAACUUCCCCCAUCCUCCCCAGGUUACAACCUUUAAAUUGAAGCUGCAUUUCCCCCAUUUGUGGGUACUAAGUUUUUGAAUCUCUUAAGUGUACCGUUUGUAAUGUAGCUUAAGCUUGUACCGGCUGGUUGGAUUUUUAGCCUCUGCUUUCUUUUGCGUAAAUUUCCAGUGUGUAUGUAUGUCUGUUGAGUAUAUAGGAUUAAAGGGUCUUCUUCCCACACA
Messenger RNA from Sphaerodactylus townsendi, 2687 nucleotides. RefSeq names its product neurotrophin receptor-interacting factor 1-like. NCBI's taxonomy places the organism in Eukaryota, Metazoa, Chordata, Lepidosauria, Squamata, Sphaerodactylidae. The record is from RefSeq and is a predicted model, not a curated record. The transcript has 3 exons. Bases 373 to 1215 code for a protein of 280 amino acids.